Polypterus senegalus (gray bichir) is the source of this 1466-nucleotide messenger RNA. RefSeq names its product BRISC and BRCA1 A complex member 2 (gene babam2). The transcript has 12 exons. Bases 113 to 1273 code for a protein of 386 amino acids. NCBI's taxonomy places the organism in Eukaryota, Metazoa, Chordata, Cladistia, Polypteriformes, Polypteridae. Gene Ontology annotation, biological process: double-strand break repair. The record is from RefSeq and is a predicted model, not a curated record. Gene Ontology annotation, cellular component: BRISC complex; BRCA1-A complex.
UUGCGAACCAGGAAGUGCAUUGACUGAAAGUGUUGUGUUUUGUGUGGACACCGGGGAUAAAAAGAACCGUUAAUGGUGCAGAGUGCACAUAUAAUACCACCAAAGUCAAAAAAUGAACAGCAUGCCACCUGAGGUGGCCCUGAACCGCAUCUCUGCAGAGCUAAGGCCGUUCAUCUCUUCUGUGGUCAGAAAUGGCAAAGUGGGAUUGGAUGCCACAAGCUGCCUGCGGAUCACUGACCUCAAGUCGGGGUGCUCUUCACUCACCUUGGGCCCCUGCUGUGACAGAUUCAAGUUGCACAUCCCCUACGCUGGAGAAAUCCUAAAGUGGGACAUCAUAUUUAACGCUCGAGAUCCUGAGCUGCCACCUGACUUCAUUUUUGGUGAUGAUGUAGAGUUUCUUCCAGAGCCGUCUGAGCUACAUCACCUGGUGGAGUGGGACCCUGACAAUGCGGAGAGCCUGCUGCAGGUGGUCAAGGAGCUGAUCCAGCAGUACCACCUGUACCAGUGCGAGCGUCUGAGCGAGAGCUCCCGGCUGCUGUUCGAGUACCAAAGCCUACUUGAUGACCCGCUCUACGGCAAAAGCAUGGAGGUCUUUGCUGGCAAAAAGAACAGCUGGACUGGAGAGUUCUCGGCUCGUUUCCUGCUGAAGCUGCCCGUGGAUUUCAGCAACAUUCCCACCUACCUGCUGAAGGACACCAGUGUGGACCCUGGAGAGGACGUUGCUCUUUUGUCGGUCAGUUUUGAGGACGCGGAGGCCACUCAGGUGUUCCCCAAACUCUAUCUGUCCCCUCGCAUUGAAAAUGCUCUUGGAGGUCCAUCAGCCCUGCACAUACCGGCCUUCCCCGGCGGUGGCUGUCUGAUCGACUACGUGCCUCAGGUGUGCCAGCUGCUUACCAAUAAGGUGCAGUACGUCAUCCAGGGCUACCACAAGAGGAGGGAGUACAUCGCCGCCUUCCUGAGCCAUUUUGGAAUGGGUGUCGUUGAGUACGACGCUGAAGGCUUCACCAAACUCACCCUGCUGCUCGUCUGGAAGGAUUUCUGCUUCCUGGUGCACAUUGAUUUGCCGCUGUAUUUUCCACGAGAUCAGCCCAUGCUCACCUUCCAGUCCGUCUACCACUUCACCAACAGCGGGCAGCCCUACUCCCAGGUGCAGAAGUCCUACCCCUACAGCCCACGCUGGGAUGGCAACGAGAUGGCCAAGAGAGCCAAGGCAUUUUUCAAAACCUUCAUUCCUCAAUUCCAAGAGGGAGCGUUCGCCAACGGAAAGCUGUAGUCGAGUGCGGCGUCAGAGGGAUUGAGCCGACGGAGGAGUGUGUGUGUGUGUGUGAGUGCGUGUGUGUUCUGUCGAAACAGAACGAUGUGCACCGAGGGGCGACAUACGGCCUUGGGGGGCUCACACAGAGACCUCGUUGUUUGGUUUUAAUGGCCGGCUGCUGAUCUGCUCCAAUAAAAUCUGGAAAUGUAAA